GGGGCGAGCUCCAGCCCCCGUGGGAGCGGGUCUCUGCGGAGGGAGGCCCGCCGCGCCGCCGGCGUGGCCUCGAUGGAGGCCAGCCUGACCUGCGCCGUCUGCCUCGGCCUCUUUGAGGAUCCGGUCACACUGCCGCUCUGCUCCCACAACUUCUGCAAGGGCUGCGUGCUGGAGUGCCUGGCCUCCGGGGAGCCCGGCGCGCUCCCCUCGCCCCGCGUGGGCCAGGGCCAGGGCCAGCGCUUCUCCUGCCCGCUCUGCAGGAAGCUCUGCCCGCUGCCGCGCGGCGGCUACUCGGCGCUGCCCGUCAACACCACGCUGGCGGAGGUGGUGAAGUUGUACAGGGCCAGCGGGGGCAAGGCGGGGCCGGGGCGCGGCGAGGCGGGGGCGCUGAGCCCCCCGCCGGCGUUCGGAGCAGCCUGCGAGAAGCACCCGGCCCGGCUGGUGCAGCUGUAUUGCCGGAUGUGCCGCCAGGCGGGCUGUGGCCAGUGCGUGUCUGAGGCGCACCAGGGCAUCUUCCACGCCGUCAACCUCCUCGACACCGUGUACCAGGAGGAGAAAUUAACCUUCUUUAGCAGCCUGAAGAAACUGAGAGCAAUAAAUGAGAACUUGGUGAAGGAACUAUCAAGUCAUCCAAAAGAUACUGAGAUCUUGAACAAAGAAGCAGAGAUAAUUAUGUUGGAAUUUGAAGAAAUUUUCAAAACUCUGGAAAUGAGAAAAAAGGAAUUGCUAGAAGAUAUUGAAAGUCAGAGAAGUAAGAAAGAGAAAGAAUAUCAAAUUUGGAAGAAAAUGAAGGAAACUCACAAGAAAACCAUUGAGAGUUUCCUGAAGGAUUGUGAAAAGCUUGUUGAUGAAUGUGAUCCUGAGUGUUUCCUGGAGGUGGCAUGUGGCUUGAAUAAAAGAAUGAAGACUCAGCUUGACCUGAUGCACAUAGCAUCUAGCUAUGAAAAAGCACCAGAGUCUACCCAAAAGCAAAUGGAUAUCAAAUCUGUGGUUAAUGAAAUCCUGGCCUUACAGCUGACUUCAGUUGAUUCAUGCAUCGUUAAAGAACUUUCUUCUGGAGGAAAUGAAGGUUUAACUGGAAAGUAUGCAUAUACAAAUAGUGCAAAACAAUGGAAAGAUCAGAAAAACAUACACAACACAUAUUAUCCUGUAGUGGGACAUGAGGAAACUUUGACUGACGGUAGUAAAAUCUGUACUCGCUUAAUGUCAAUAUCAGAAAUGUCAACAUUUCAAAACAUGAGUCAUGAGGAGGUACGUUAUAAUUAUUAUAUGGGUCAUCGGACAUCAGAUCAAUUGAAGACGCAGACUUCACCUGCAAAUACGAAGCAUACAUUUGUGAUAACUGAUUCUUCAAAGAAUACGUUCUCAGCAGUUCCCCUUCUGUCCUCACCUCCCAAAGUGAAAGAUGCACAGAGAAUAAGAACACAAAAAUUACAAAAAGGAAGUUUUAGUAACACUAGUUUUUCCGGUUCCAGUAGUUACAGAUUCAGCUUUCCACCUGUGAACUGGAAUUUCUCUGAAUUGAACAGUGAUUUGAAGUUAUUUAAUGGAACAAGAUCUCCGGAAGUAAGCAAACUAACCACCCCAUCAGAAAAUUUCAAUGGCUUGGUAAUAAAAAACAAAGUAAAAAUGGCUCAAUCAUCACCGGUUCCCAUUUCUGCAAAAACACUAGCAAGUCCUAGCACUUCAAUUGGCUUACCAGAAUCCGCAACAAAACCUGUUCCUGUUUUAAAACCCACCUUUUUAGGUGCUCCCACACAGAGCCUUUCUGCUCCACAUUUUAUCCCCAAUUCGGGUAAUAACUCGACAUUACCCAAUUUAAAUAAAGCUGCAGCUACAUUUUUCUUCAAAAAAGAGAAGAAUAAUUCGGUUUUCCCCACGUUUUACGUCGGAAGGUGUGAUACUCAAGAUGAAAUGGGCAAUCAACAUGGAAAUUGUACAAAGUUUAACUCUUCAGCUUUAACUGAGGCUAAAGCUUCUGCUGCCUCUAAAAGUCCUAAACUAGAGUCAUCAGAAAGUGGAAAGCCAGUUUUUUCAUUUACCUUUAGCAAUUCGGAAAGAGAUUGUUUUACAGUAUCCAAACUCAGCAAUUCAUUGAAGAUUUCACCAUUUUCUAGCCUAUCUGAGAAGCCAGCUGAACAAAGUACAAUAUUUCAAACCGGAAAAGAGAGCGUUUCUGUAAGCAAAGACGUAGAAUAUAACUGGCUAAAAUCUCCUACAGUAGUCCCUCAGGAGCAGAGUGCCAGUACCCCAGAUUCCACUGCUACUAUAACCUGCACUACAUCUAGUAGUGACACCAGAAAAAAAGAUGUUUCCAAGACCCAGCCUCUCCCCUGUAAUAACACACUUUCCUUCUCAUCCAAUAAUUGUAUUCUGGAAUGUAAAUCUUCACCUGUAAUCUCAUUUGAAGGCACCGUCAAAAGUACUUCCAAAUCACUAUCUUCCUCCUCGAUGCUGUUUUUAUCUAAUAAUAAUAAUAAAAGUGAAAGUGAAAAAAUGAAAAUAGAAUCAAUUGACAAAGCACAUCUAGUUGUAGAAAAAUCUACACCUCCAAUAUGUACAGUGGCCAUAUCUGAACUUACAAGUCCAAAGCGUAGCAAUUCCUUUUUUUCUUUUGACCUAUCUAUGAACACUGAAACUGAAGACACUCUUGCUCAACAGAAUUCUUUGUGUGGUCCAGCUGUAGUCAGCUCUCUAUUUUCAACAGGCCUUCCUAGUAAAGAAAGCAGUGUAUUUUCCACUCAUCCUAGUGUUGCAUCAACUAAACCUCAUAUAGAUGUGAAAGUUGAAGAUAAUGUAAAUAUUGGUGAAACCUAUAAGUCACACCAAGAUUUAGAAGAGAUUUCUAGGAAAGAAGAUGAACUUGACACUCUGCAGUUACAGAAUGCAACUUGUCUUACUCCAGUGACAUGUAGUGAUGCAUUUUUGGGAGGCUUGGCACAUGCAGUAGAUAAAGAAUGUGAAACACUAAAUCAUUCAGAUUCUGAUAUAGAAGAGCUAAGUCAAGCAUCAGUGUCCAGUGACUGGAGCAGUGCAUCAGAAUAUUUUUUGGUUGCAGAAGACAAAAUAACAGCUUGUGAAAAACCGGGUACAUGCACCGUAGAGAAUGAAAUGGAAGAGAAUUCCCUUCAAGAUAGAAAACAGCUAUUGGAACAGCAUGCAAAAGCAAAGCAAUCUAACUGUAAUGGAAAGUGGAAUUCAGACCAAUAUGUUGUCUACAUGAGGAACAGGAAGAGAUCAAAAACUAGCUGUUUUGUCUAUAGGCAAAUAAACUGAAUUCUGCAGAAAGGCCCUCAGGUUAUUAGUGCAAUACUCCAUGCAGUGGGCUGGAAAUUUUGCAGCAGCUUCAGGUAAAUUAACAUUUAUGAUGGUUCAGUACAUCUUUCUUCAUUUCUGUUGUUCUAAACUCAACUAGUUGUAUUGCCCCAUAUUUCCAUUUUAUUGUGUUUUAGAAUUUUGUAUAGAAAACAUUACGAAUACUACCAUAAACAAUGUACUAAUUAUUUGUCAAACAUUUGAAGAUGGAUGAUCUCUAAGGAGCUAGCAAUCAAAAGACAGACAAGUAUACACAGUUUAGGGGAAAAACAGGUAAUUUUUGUACAAGUUAACUAGAUUCACUAAAGCAGCAGGGGAGAAAUAAGCCUAUCAGAGCAAUUUAGAACUAGUCGACAUGGUAAGUUAGUGUGUGUGGCAAGUCAGGGUGUGAAUCUACAGCAUGCGAGCUUGCUGUGCAGUCAAGUCCAAUGUUAACUCUGGUACAGUGCUCUAAAAGUUCCAUAGUGUGCUGUAGCAGAGCCCACACAGGUUACUACUACAAGUGUGCUGUCGCGUCACACCUUGGCUUAACACAUUAACUCUGUGUAGACCUUAAAGAUGGAGAAGAGAGAUGAGCUUAGAAUAGUUGUACUAUAUCUGUGGGGCUGCAUGACAAAGUAUGAAAGUGACUGAAUGAGAAGCUGGGAACAAGGCAGAGAAUGGAUCGGGCAGGAGACUUUGCAAAGCUUGACCAAUGAGGAUAAAUUGAGAGAGGUAAACCAAACUUUGAAGGCAAUGACAAGAAACUUAGAUGUGAUAAAAGAGCAGACAGAGCCAAUGGAAGGAUUCAAAAAUAUUCAGAGGCAAGUAAUCUGAUCAAACUCACAGGUAAGGAAGA
Messenger RNA from Trachemys scripta elegans, 4153 nucleotides. RefSeq lists its product as uncharacterized. The transcript is spliced from 9 exons. The coding region runs from base 73 to 3276 and encodes 1067 amino acids. Gene Ontology annotation, molecular function: zinc ion binding. The record is from RefSeq and is a predicted model, not a curated record. Lineage: Eukaryota; Metazoa; Chordata; Testudines; Emydidae.